Messenger RNA from Talaromyces atroroseus, 1461 nucleotides. RefSeq lists its product as hypothetical. The coding region runs from base 1 to 1461 and encodes 486 amino acids. Lineage: Eukaryota; Fungi; Ascomycota; Eurotiomycetes; Eurotiales; Trichocomaceae. The transcript is spliced from 6 exons. Gene Ontology annotation, cellular component: nucleus. Gene Ontology annotation, molecular function: zinc ion binding; DNA-binding transcription factor activity, RNA polymerase II-specific. The record is from RefSeq and is a predicted model, not a curated record.
AUGGUUGAUCCAACAGCUUCGCCCAGCGGGCAACCAAGACCCUAUCGGUCCAAAAAACGGAAGCCAUGCGACGCCUGUCGUCGCCGGCGUACUGGAUGUUUAGUGGAGGAAGGCCAGCAGACGUGCUCGUUGUGCCGGCACCGUGGUCUUACUUGUACAUUUCUGUCGGCGCCACCGAAGAAGAAACGCCGGAGAUCGCUGAGCCACGAGCAGGAAUGCAGUCCAACGAGAAACACGCCAACCGAAUUGGCAGAGACGAGUAAGACAGCGGCAACCGUCAUUCCGGAUCAGACAACUGUUAUGCCCGGACAGACGUUUUUCUACUCUGGGGCUAGUGGUGAUCAGGGAGACUAUUUGCUGCGCCAUUUACCAUUUGAUGCCAAUGGUGUCUUCGGCACAAGCAACUGGACCAUCUGGAGAGCUGCGAUUAGUUUUACGCAUAAUGCAUAUUUCACGAUCUACCCAAACGUGCUCCUGGACGCAAACGGAGAUGCUUUUGAUACCAGCCAAAUACCUACUUCUGCAGCAACCUACCACCGCGAAUUGCUAGAUUUGUAUUACAGGUAUAUUCAACCAACGCUACCAAUACUAGAGACGCGAUCCGAGUUUGAGGCAGCCAUUGCUGCCAAAUCAGUGCCAGCAUCCUUGCUGGCAGCGGUUUACAGCCUAGCUGUGUUUUUCUGGGACCACAGCCCAGAGCUCCAGGGGAAGCCUCGAAUCCUCAGGACUACCCUUCAAUCAUUUGUUUACAAGUCGGUUGUAUACGAAAUUCGUAACCCUACCAUUAGGACACUCCAGGCCCUUCUUCUGUACUUACAAUUUCAACCGGACCAAAUGAGGGAACCAAAUCACCCAGGUUCAUGGGUUGUGACAGCUCAGAUCUUAGCGGACGUCCUAACUACAUUCUAUUCUCCUCAACGGUCACUGAUGACUAUGUCAAGUCCAAACGUUUUGAGUCUGGCAGAAGAAUCCACUCGGAGACUCGAGGAGUGGCGCUCUCAGCAUAUGUUCACAACGGCCGUGCAGAGUGAUAAUACCAAUUCAUAUACUUUGUCAUUCGCUUACUACGCUAUCGAAGCUUUAAUACGUGGUGCAGUUUUCGUAUCAACAGGGACAACUUUGGGUGGCCUUUCACAUGAGUCACAGUUAUUCGAUCAAAUAUUCCAUUCCCUGGAGCAAUUGCUGUCUCAAAACCCCUCUGGUCUUUGGAUAAGCUACUGCAAGGGCAGUCUAGGCAUCAUCGGGAGCUUUAUCCUUACAAUUUAUCUCUCUAGUAUUGAUGAGGCAACUAUGAAUAACCGCCAGGACGUUUUGCAGCGGUAUCGAAAGCUGUUGAAUGAUCUUUCAGUGAAAUUUGAAUUUGCAAAGCUUCCCAGCAUUAGGCUCAACCUAUUCUUUAGACGAGUCUUUCCCGAUAUGGAGGAGAUCACUAGUGAAACUGUAUCAAAUAACGUUUUAUAA